AUGAAUCCUCUACCCACAGGGGCACACAUCCCCAAAGGUGAGCUCCCUGCCGGAAAAGCUGACGAAACCACACCCACACAGUGCAAGUUCCACACACAGCCCCGAUCCAAGCACCCAGCUGCAUCCUGUCCCCCAUCACACAGCGAGCCCCCGCGCAAUGCCACCCAAACCACCGCCCACAGGCGCAACAGGGCAUACACCACGAGCACCGUGCCCACAGCGGAACUCCCGACCAAACACCAAGACGGGACAAACUCACCCGGCAAGAGGUCCCCGGUUAGCGCACGCCGCAACGGCCAGGCAAGGGCCUCGCACAACACCACCCCUGCCCACCGGCGCAACAGGGCAGACCCCACCAAGCACUGCACCCACAACAGGACCCCCGACCCUGCAGCAUGGCCGGACAAACUCACCCACCCGACCCUCCGACCCGCCAGCAGAAUGUGCUCCUUUAAGGAAAGAGCACCUGCCAUGAGAUGGGACCUACCUGCCAGUUUCGGAGGCCCCAAUGCCCGCCAAUGCACCAAAGGCCCCCAAGCCAGGGCCGGGCGCCCAGGAAUGCACCAGCCCAAAACCCCAGCGACAUACCCGCCAGGACCCAGGAGCCCCAAGGUCCAGCAAGGACCCCAGCCCGGGGGUCGAUGCGCCCCAGGAACCCCGAGCCCCCAAGCCCACCCCAGACCCACCCAGGAGCAGCACGGCCACCAGGCCAGUGACCUAUGUCCGUCGGCGCAGGCCCCCCGAGAGCAUCGCAUGCAGCCACCAGAUGUCUCCCCCGAAAGCCACCAAAGCCCCUCCCUGACGGGACCACAGUCCCCAGCGCCAAACCCCCCAGCGAUCCCAGCCCAGGGACACCACAAAUGCCCCAGCCCAGACACCCCCCCGAAUCCGCCACGACGCCCCACAGGAGGAAGCCCACCCCCACUAGGUGAUGGAGCCAAUUAA
Messenger RNA from Girardinichthys multiradiatus, 945 nucleotides. Its product is annotated as proteoglycan 4-like. The record is from RefSeq and is a predicted model, not a curated record. The transcript is spliced from 3 exons. Lineage: Eukaryota; Metazoa; Chordata; Actinopteri; Cyprinodontiformes; Goodeidae. The coding region runs from base 1 to 945 and encodes 314 amino acids.